This is a messenger RNA of Drosophila santomea, 1041 nucleotides long. RefSeq lists its product as uncharacterized. The record is from RefSeq and is a predicted model, not a curated record. The transcript is spliced from 4 exons. The coding region runs from base 196 to 678 and encodes 160 amino acids. Gene Ontology annotation, cellular component: membrane. NCBI's taxonomy places the organism in Eukaryota, Metazoa, Arthropoda, Insecta, Diptera, Drosophilidae.
AAUUGAGGCAGAGGCAGUGGGCCAAACGCUUAUAUUUUUCAGUUUCGGUUUCAGUUUCGUUGGCAACGUGCGCGCGAAAAGACGCAAAAGUCGAAAGAAAAGUGCUAGAAAAACCAGUUGGCCGAGUCCUACGCCGAAUUUUGAGAAAAACCCCACCUUUAACCCCCCGAAAAGAACCACCGAAGUAGAGCCAAGAUGUCGCACUCAGUGACCAUUACCCGCACCACCACCAGCACCACCAACACCUCCUACAUUGUCCUGAACACGGGCUAUCUAAAGUCCUUCCCCGGAAUCCUCAAGUUCUUCGAGCUGAUCAUUGGUGCCGCAAUCGUGGGAAUUCUGGCAUACAACUACCAGGACUACCACAGAUACUUCAAUGGCCAGCAGGAUCUGUUCCAUUAUCUAAUGGCCGUUACCUUUAUGAUAGGAACGUUCUGUUUACUCCUCGCCUGCCUCACGUCGCUCAGCACGGGCGGCAUUAUUGCUAAGACAAUCUAUGAGCUGAUUUACCACAGUGUGGCCGCCAUCCUGAUCCUGGUCUCGUCCACCGUCCUGCUGCUUAAGUUGCGCGACGUGAAGCACGACGCCUACAUGGCAGCCGGUGUUCUCGGCCUGGUCAAUGCGGUGCUGUACUUCAUCAGCGCCUUCCUGGCCCACCGAUCCUAUCGCGGCAUUUAAGCACUAAACCACCCGAAAACCCACCGCCCACUCGGCCAUCUCCCAGCCCCUCAGCGAGUGUUCAAGUGGAUCAAGCAAUCUCAAAGCAUUUUGGUCCUUCCCCACAUCCAACCAUUGUAACCAUUGGCCAUGCGAAGCAGAAAGAGGAGGCGAGAGCCCAGGGAUAUACAUACAUAGAUGUAAGGGAAGUGGGUGCCAAGCGGCGGAAUCUUUGUUGUACUGUGAAACGUUCUUUGGCGCUAGUUACACUUACUUAUACUUUUACCGAUAAAUACAAACUUUUUUUUUUGUCUCACUUUCUUUUGUACCAAACAGAUUGUCAUGUAUUCGAAUAAAGAUGUGUGUCUAUAUGUUUUUUCUAAA